UACCCUUUAAAGUAUAAACCUUUUCUUUCCACUUCACAAUUUUCUUCUACCCCAUCAAUUUAUAAAUUCCAACCUUAUUAUGCUAUAUUGAUCAGUCAAACUACAAAAUACCCAAACUAAGUUCCUCUGUUAUACCAGUAUUUCCCUAAAAAAAACCCACCAAAAACAACCCAUGAAUCAAUAUGUGUUUAAUCCAGACCCUUCAUGUCAAAAUUUUCUGAUUGAUCAUGAAAAUGGCAUUCAACAUCAAUCUUACACUCACAAUGAUCAAUUUGGUGUAUUUUCAUCUCAAAUUCAACCCUUUGAUGAAUGCCAAACUAUGCCAUACAAUUUUAGGAGUUUACCAUUACUUGAUCCAUUGGAUCCUGCAGAAGUUCCUGAUAUUCCUGAUACAUGCUUUAAUUACAUAACUGAUCUUUUAAGGGAAGAAUAUCAUUCUUCUGAUGAUACAUCUAAUCUUACUCUGCAAGAUUAUAUGACUGCCCAAAUGUCUUACAAUAAAUCCUUAGAUGCUGCCCUUAUUCUUGGUGAGAACUUUUCAUGUUCAUUUUCAGGUCAUAAUCAUCAAUAUAACCCACCUAUUUCUGAUGUUCUUUGUCAAUCUUCUAGGCAUUGUUUGGAUGAUUAUCUCAAUAUGUUUUCUACAAAUAACAGUAAUAAUAUGAUCCCAUAUCCUUAUUAUGCUUCUGCCCCAAGUGUUAUACCAAAUAAUUUUGUAGGAAAUACUUGUACUAGUAAUGUUGGAAAUGAAUUUGGAUUGAAUUUAGUAGAAAAUUUACCUUUGGUUGAAGCAUCAAACGGGGCCGGUCUUGAACCGGCUCCAGUUAAUGUGAUUCCUCGAGGAGGGGAGGAGUGUAACCACCUUGAAGAAUCUACAUUCGGUUUCAUCAUGAAUGAUGAUAUUCAACUAGGAAAUAUUGAUUUGUAUGCUGAUGCUGACCUUUUACAAGACUUGCAAAACCCAAUUGCUUGUAGUUUAGCCAAUAUUGGGGAUUCUCAGGACCCAAUUGCACCGAUUUGUGGGACUAGUGAGAGUGUUACGGAUAAUUCGAGGAGACGAAAGCAUGAUGAAGGGAAAGGGGAUAACCCAGAGGGUAAUGAAGGAAGGAACAAGCAAACAGCAAUUGGUAAUACUGAAGUAAAUGAGCAGAUUGAGCAGUAUGGGGAUGUGAUACUGUGUCCUGAAGGAAGAAGUAAGCCGGGCGCGCUUUGUAAUAACAAAUACAAAGCACAGAAUACAGAUGAUGUUGCUACCAAAAAAGGGUCUAAAAAGCGCAGCAAAGCGCAAGUGGUUGAUUUAAGAGGACUGCUGACGCGGUGUGCGCAAUGUGUGGCACAGGUUAACUUAACAAGUGCAUAUGAGGUGCUUAAGCAGAUCCGACAGCAUUCAUCACCCCAUGGAGAUUUCCUCCAACGGGUGGCACAUUAUCUAGCGAAUGGGCUUGAAGCGCGAUUAGAAGGAAAAGGGUUAGAAUUAACUCAUGCUAAUGAGGAACUUUCUCCUUCUGAAGUGCUCAAAGCUAAUAGGAUUUAUGUUGCAUCAGUUCCUUUUAUGAUAAUGUCUUAUUACACAAUGAACAAGACUAUUGCAGGUUUAGUUUCGGAUGCACCAAGUAUUCACAUCAUUGAUUUUGGAAUAUAUUAUGGGCUUCAAUGGCCUUGCAUCAUUCAAAACCUGUCGAAAAGGCCUGGUGGACCUCCAAGGAUCCGAAUCACAGGGAUCGAUUUCCCCCAACGAGGGUUUCGACCAUCUGAGAGGAUCGAGGAGACAGGGAGGUGUUUGGGCAAGUAUUGUGAAAAGUACAAUGUUCCUUUUGAAUAUUAUGCCAUUGCUAAGAAAUGGGAGGAUGUUGAACGCGAAGAGCUUAAAAUCGAGAGAAAUGAGCCUCUUGUGGUAAAUUGUCUAUAUAGGGCACACCAACUUUUUGAUGAAAGUGUGGAGGAAAAUAGCCCAAGAGAUGCAUUUCUUAAGUUGGUUAGAAAAAUCAAUCCCGAUCUGUUUAUGCACGCGGUUGUGAAUAGCACAUCGAGUGUUCCUUUCUUCUUGAAUCGGUUCAAGGAGGCCAUGUUUCAUUACUCGGCCUUGUUUGAUAUAUUCGAGUCUACGAUGCUAAGGGAAGACAAUGAGAGAAUGCUAUUAGAGAGCAAGUUAUAUGGGCCACAAGCCUUAAAUGUAAUAGCUUGUGAAGGUAUAGAGCGGGUUGAGAGACCAGAAGGUUAUAAGCAAUGGCAAGUUAGGACUCAAAGGGCAGGGUUCGAGCAAGUGGGUUUGGACCGGGAUCUGUUGAGGAGAGCUAGGGCUAUGGUUAAGAGGAGUUUUAGAGAAGAGUUUAGUUAUGAUGAAGAUGGUCAUUGGGUUGUUCAAGGAUGGAAAGGAAGGAUCUUGUAUGCUAUUUCUGGCUGGAAACCAUCUUAAGAUUUUUUUUUUUUUUUUCUUGUUCAACUUUAGUAAUAAUAAUAACCCAAUACUGAGUAUUGACUUGUAUUUAUUUCAACUUAAUGUAUUGAUCUUCCAUUGUUAGUAUGAUUUUUGAUAAUGAUUGAACAAUCUUCUGUUCA
Messenger RNA from Amaranthus tricolor (Joseph's coat), 2559 nucleotides. RefSeq names its product scarecrow-like protein 30. Gene Ontology annotation, cellular component: nucleus. Gene Ontology annotation, molecular function: sequence-specific DNA binding; DNA-binding transcription factor activity. The record is from RefSeq and is a predicted model, not a curated record. The coding region runs from base 173 to 2416 and encodes 747 amino acids. The transcript has a single exon. Gene Ontology annotation, biological process: regulation of DNA-templated transcription. Lineage: Eukaryota; Viridiplantae; Streptophyta; Magnoliopsida; Caryophyllales; Amaranthaceae.